UCGGGCUGUGGUGCCGAGGGUCGUGGACGGCGGUGCGCGCUGACGCUGGAGCAGUGGGACGCGGUUAGUGGUAACAGCAGUUUCAUUGCCUGCGAGCAUGGAGCGCGAUGUCACACAGCGGCGGGACACCGAUGCGGCGGGACGCCCGAGCGGCACUGUCAUGUGGCGGCGAGCAAGACGCACGGCCUGAGCUCUCGUGCGCCCCGCCCCGCCCCAUCUCCACAGCGCGAGCGCAACAUGACGGGACGCGUCCUGGUGGUGGGCCACGUCUGCAUCGACAUCAUCAACUACCUGCACCGCUUCCCUGAGGAGGACACGGACGUGGGCAGCAGUUCGGCCCAGGAGGCGCUCGGCGGCGGCGGCAACCGAUGCCUGGACCAGCAGUGGCAGAGGGGUGGCAACGCCUCCAACACGGCCACUGUGCUCUCGCUGCUGGGCGCCGAUGCAGAGUUCCUCGGCUCCAUCCCCAAAGGUAGCUUGUGCCGGUUCAUCGAGGACGGCUUUGGAGCGGACAGCGUCGCGAUUUCGCACUGUCCGCGAUUCGAGGCGCAGACGCCCACCUCCUGUGUCAUCGUGAGCCAGGAGACGGGCACGCGCACCAUCAUCCACAGCAACCGAGACCUGCCCGAGGUGCCGGCCGAGCUCGUGCGCUCACUGCCGUUAGCCGAGUAUGACUGGAUCCACUUCGAGGGCCGAAACAUUAACAACGUGAAGCUGAUGAUUGAAUAUAUUCGGGCGGAGCGAGACAUGAUGAAGCACAAGCUGACAAUCUCAGUGGAACUGGAAAAGCCCGGCAGAAAGGAGCUGGAGGUGCUGCUCUCCCUGGGAGACGUGAUCUUUGUAUCAAAAGAUUAUGCCAAGGCUAACGGGUUCUCGGACAUGGAGACCACUGUAAGGGACCUGAAGAAGAGGACACCCCCGGGGUCGGUGCUCAUCUGUCCGUGGGGUGAGGUGGGCGCGGCCGCCUGUCUGCCGGACGGCUCGGUGGUCAGUUGCGAUGCGCACAGCCCACCAUCUGUCGUCGACACGCUCGGCGCCGGCGACACGUUCAUUGCUGCUGCCAUCUGGCGGCUGCGGCGGGGUGAUGAUGUGCUGUCGGCCGUGCGGGCGGCCUGCAGGGUAGCCGGGGUUAAGGUCGGCGUCAGGGGCUUCCAGUGCCUGCGGCAGCAGCUGGAGAGCGCUGGUCAGCUGCUGAACUGAUGCACACGCAGCUAGGCGCAGAUUACAGUGGCCACCAGUGUGAUCGACUAGUGCCGAAAACGUCGGGCCACUCAGACCACG
Molecule: messenger RNA, 1281 nt
Organism: Pollicipes pollicipes
Lineage: Eukaryota; Metazoa; Arthropoda; Thecostraca; Pollicipedomorpha; Pollicipedidae
Product: ketohexokinase
Exons: 6
Coding region: 238-1200 (320 amino acids)
Biological process (GO): fructose metabolic process
Molecular function (GO): ketohexokinase activity
Source: RefSeq, a predicted model, not a curated record